Messenger RNA from Magnusiomyces paraingens, 663 nucleotides. RefSeq lists its product as uncharacterized. The record is from RefSeq and is a predicted model, not a curated record. The transcript has a single exon. The coding region runs from base 1 to 663 and encodes 220 amino acids. Lineage: Eukaryota; Fungi; Ascomycota; Dipodascomycetes; Dipodascales; Dipodascaceae.
AUGAUUUCUUCUUCUACUCUUACCAAUUUGGGUCUUGGUCUUCUUUUAUCCACUUCUCUUUCUUCUGUAAUUGCAUCUCCUGCAACUUAUGCUAAUGCCCCAAGUAAUUACUUUUUUUGUUUCUAUAAUGUCGUCGAUACUCCUGAAAAUAAAAUUCUUUGUACCGCCGCUUGUGAUGCUUUAAAAACUGCCCUCGAUGCUGCCGCUCUUUUAGAAACUGAUUCUACUCAACAAUGUCAAGCUUAUAGCGAUGCUUAUCCAACCCUUAAAGAUUGCUUAAACUGUCGUGAAACUUAUGGAGAUGAAGUUACUUCUUAUACAAAGGAAACUCUUUAUGCUCUUUACGAACCUUGCGAAUUUGAACGUUUCACCCUUUGUUCUUAUGAAGUUGCUCCUGGAUUUACUGCCUCUGCUCCUGCUUCAACUUAUCUUUCGGGUUAUUCUACUUCUUCUUCCGUUGCAUCUGCUGCUGCUGCUUCUUCUACUACUUCCACCGUCGUUACAACCAGUAUUGCUCAGGUCACAUCCUCUGUUAUCUCCAAUUCCACAAACUGCACCACUACUGCUUCUUCUCCUGCCCAGGUUAACGAAGCCCGUGGAGUUUCUCCAGUUCAAGCCUUGAUGGCUGCUGCUGUUGCAAUUCCUGCUGCACUUCUUCUUUAG